CGGUUGCCCGGGUUACCAGGAGACGGAACUACAGAGACGUCUGUGCCCCGGAAGUCUGGGCCCUGUGGCCGGGUCGGCUAAUCCUGGAGCAUCUCCAGGAUAAUUUAGGAGCGGCCAAUGGCUGUCGAUAUUCAACCAGCAUGCCUUGGACUUUACUGUGGGAAGACCCUGUUAUUUAAAAAUGGCUCAACGGAAAUAUAUGGAGAAUGUGGGGUGUGUCCAAGAGGACAGAGAACAAAUGCACAGAAGUACUGUCAGCCGUGCACAGAGUCCCCAGAACUUUACGAUUGGCUCUAUCUUGGAUUCAUGGCUAUGCUUCCUCUGGUUUUACAUUGGUUCUUCAUUGAAUGGUACUCAGGGAAAAAGAGCUCCAGUGCACUUUUCCAACACAUCACUGCAUUAUUUGAAUGCAGUGUGGCAGCUAUUAUCACCUUGCUUGUGAGUGAUCCAGUCGGUGUUCUUUAUAUCCGUUCAUGUCGAGUAUUGAUGCUUUCUGAUUGGUACACAAUGCUUUACAACCCAAGUCCAGAUUACGUGACCACAGUGCACUGUACUCACGAAGCUGUCUACCCACUCUAUACCAUUGUAUUUAUCUAUUAUGCCUUCUGCUUGGUAUUGAUGAUGCUGCUCCGACCUCUGCUGGUAAAGAAGAUUGCCUGUGGGCUAGGGAAGUCUGAUCGAUUUAAAAGUAUUUAUGCCGCACUUUACUUCUUCCCAAUUUUGACCGUGCUCCAGGCAGUCGGUGGAGGCCUGUUAUAUUAUGCCUUCCCGUACAUUAUACUAGUGUUGUCUUUGGUCACUCUUGCUGUGUACAUGUCGGCCUCCGAAAUAGAGAACUGCUAUGAUCUCCUGGUCAGGAAGAAAAGACUCAUCGUUCUCUUCAGCCACUGGCUACUUCAUGCUUAUGGAAUAAUUUCCAUUUCCAGAGUGGACAAACUCGAACAGGAUUUACCCCUUUUGGCUUUGGUGCCCACGCCAGCCCUUUUUUACUUGUUCACUGCAAAAUUUACUGAACCUUCACGGAUACUCUCAGAAGGAGCCAAUGGACACUGAAUAUAAAAUGCCAAAAAAAACCUAAGAAGUAUUCUUAAUAAAAAAGUAAAGAAAUAAAAAA
Messenger RNA from Phyllostomus hastatus (greater spear-nosed bat), 1114 nucleotides. It is a transcript of the gene JKAMP, whose product is annotated as JNK1/MAPK8 associated membrane protein. Lineage: Eukaryota; Metazoa; Chordata; Mammalia; Chiroptera; Phyllostomidae. Gene Ontology annotation, biological process: response to unfolded protein. Gene Ontology annotation, cellular component: membrane. The record is from RefSeq and is a predicted model, not a curated record. The transcript has 7 exons. The coding region runs from base 118 to 1053 and encodes 311 amino acids. Gene Ontology annotation, molecular function: ubiquitin protein ligase binding.